AUGCAGGCUUUUGUAAGUGGGAAGAAAAGGAUUGUAAACCAAGGCCAAGGAAUGUGUUUCUCUAAAGGAAAUCUUGACCUCGGUUCACGGUUGUUGUCUGAGAAUUUUCGGGACGAACCUUUGAUUCCGGGAUUGUCUGAUGAUGUGGCAAAGCUGUGUCUGGCGCUUGUUCCGCGUUCCAACUUCCCUUCCAUGGGAGGAGUCUGUAAGAAAUGGAGGUUUGUUGUCCAAAGCAAAGAGUUUAUUACCGUUAGAAGACUCGCCGGUAUGCUUGAGGAGUGGCUCUAUGUCUUAACAAUGAAUUCUGGAGGAAGAGAGAGCCAAUGGGAGGUGAUGGACUGUUUGGGACGUAAGCUAUCAUCUCUUCCACCGAUGCCCGGUCCUGCAAAAACAGGGUUUAAGGUGGUUGUGGUUGACGGGAAACUCCUUGUUAUUGCUGGUUACUCUAUGAUCAACGGUUCUCAUGUUGCAUCUUCUGAUGUUUAUCAGUAUGAUACUUGCCUCAACAGCUGGAGCAGGCUAGCAGACCUGAAGGUAGCUCGCUAUGACUUUGCUUGCGCUGAGGUGAAUGGGCUUGUUUAUGUGGCGGGAGGUCACGGGGUAGAUGGCGAGAGUCUGUCUAGUGCAGAGGUGUAUGAUCCAGAGACGGGCAUAUGGACUUUCAUAGAGUCUCUGAGGCGUCCGAGAUGGGGAUGUUUUGCUAGUGGCUUCAACGGGAAGCUCUACGUGAUGGGUGGGAGAUCCAACUUCACAAUUGGCAACUCAAAAUAUGUUGAUGUGUACAACCCUCAAUGCGGCUCCUGGUGUGGCAGCAAAAACGGUUUAACUAUGGUCACAGCUCAUGUUGAAGUAGGAAAAAAACUGUUCUGUAUCGAAUGGAAGAACCAGAGGAAGAUGUCGGUGUUCAAUGCUGAAAAUGAAACCUGGGAAGUGGUGGCUCUUCCGCUGUCAGGAAGUUCGAGGGCCGGGUUUCAGUUUGGUAAGCUGAGUGGAAAGCUUCUGCUUUUUUCGUCUCAGGAAGAAACCGGUCACAGCACUUUACUGUAUGACCCAGAUGCUGCACCAGGCAGGCAGUGGAAAUCAUCUGAGAUAAAACUGUCUGGUUCGUGCGUAUGCAGCGUCACAAUCACAGCCUGA
Arabis nemorensis is the source of this 1137-nucleotide messenger RNA. NCBI's taxonomy places the organism in Eukaryota, Viridiplantae, Streptophyta, Magnoliopsida, Brassicales, Brassicaceae. The record is from the annotation of a GenBank genome assembly.